AUGCUGGCUGUGUUACCUUGUCUGGUACUCGGAUUUUUCACCUGUAAUGUUGGGGUUUGCGGUGCUCAGGGAGAGUUCUGCCAUGGUUGGAUUGACAACGCUGGGAAAUGGCACGAAGGUUUCCAGUGUCCUGAGGAUUAUGACACUGUGGACGCCACGACCUGUUGCGGCUCGUGUUCUCUGCGCUAUUGCUGUGCAGCUGCCGAGGCCAGGCUGGACCAGGGGGUCUGUACCAACGACAGGGAGCAGCAAAACCCAAACUAUUCAGCACAGCCCAUCUAUGUGCCGUUCCUCGUUGUAGGUUCCAUAUUCAUUGCUUUCAUCAUCCUGGGAUCCCUGGUGGCCGUUUACUGUUGUACGUGCCUUAGACCCAAACAACCAAAUCCGCAACCAAUGCGUUUCUCAAUGCAGAACCAUCAGGCAGAAACCAUUCCCAUGAUCCCAACUUUCACAAAUUUGAGGACCCCCUCCAGGCAGUCGAGCACCGCCACCAGUUCCAGUUCCACUGGAGGUUCCAUUCACAGGUUUUCUAUCAGCAGAACCGAGUCAGGACACAGCUGCCUGGUCCCUUCCCCUCCGCCGGCUUACACCUCCCCCGGGUGCCUGCAGGCCGCACAAACCCUGCACCUCAGCCAGGGUCAGGGAUUCCUGGUUCCCCAGCAGUACUUCACGUACGCCCUGCAUCCAGAGCCAUUCACAACAGGCAAAAGUUUCAACGAUUUCAGCCAGAACCGGCUGAAGACUCAAAGCAUAACAGCGCCGAACGCCGAACAAGUCAUAUACAGUAACGCAGGUUUAUAG
Messenger RNA from Carcharodon carcharias (great white shark), 801 nucleotides. It is a transcript of the gene shisa3, whose product is annotated as shisa family member 3. The transcript is spliced from 2 exons. Lineage: Eukaryota; Metazoa; Chordata; Chondrichthyes; Lamniformes; Lamnidae. The record is from RefSeq and is a predicted model, not a curated record. Bases 1 to 801 code for a protein of 266 amino acids.